Leptosia nina is the source of this 1539-nucleotide messenger RNA. The record is from the annotation of a GenBank genome assembly. Lineage: Eukaryota; Metazoa; Arthropoda; Insecta; Lepidoptera; Pieridae.
AUGUUAAUGAACGUGACGGUUACUGUGCGUGCGCAUCACGAUUGCUUUUACGCGUUACAGGGCUACACUCGCAACUGCACACCGCCGGCCAUAGACGACUUUCCCUCGGGGCUGUUCACUGAGCUACAGAGGCAGCAUGGAGCCAUCGUUCUGCACGCCCUCAUUUCCAUUUACCUGUUCUUAGCUCUUGCUGUAGUGUGUGACAAGUUCUUUGUGCCGGCCGUCGAUCGAAUAUGUACUGCUCUAAACAUGACCAAUGAUGUAGCUGGGGCGACGUUUAUGGCAGCAGCGACUUCCGCGCCAGAAUUAUUCGUUAACGUUAUAGGAACAUUUAUUACCGAAGGUGACAUCGGAGUAGGGACAAUCGUCGGUUCCGCCGUAUUUAAUAUUCUCGCUGUUGCUGCGUGUUGCGGUAUAGGGGCGGGAAUGGUAGUACCCUUAGACUGGUGGCCGUUGACCAGGGACUGUCUAGCAUAUGGGAUAACAGUGUCAAUACUUAUUUGUAUCAUGCAUGACGAAUACGUGAUGUGGUACGAAGCAUUCCUGCUGGUUCUUCUAUAUGGAGUCUAUAUAUGUAUUAUGUAUUAUGACAAAUCCAUACAGAAUUUCGCUAAACGUAGUUGGAAAUGUGUAUCAAAUAUGAUUAAAACAGACGAAGAAAAAGAAGACAGCCCUCAAGUAGAAAUAGGUGCUAAAUCACAGGCUGGUAGUAGAUCAGAGACCGAGCAUCACCAACACAACGGAAACAUAAAGGGUGAUAAGAUAAAAGCGAACAAAGAGGAAAAGUUAGAGGAUGUAAACGUUAAUGUCGGUGAUAUGGAAAUUGUUCACUCAGAUGAUAAUCAAAAUGCUGACACUAAUAAGGAAGCGGUAAAUGAACACUCGCUUUGGAAGUGGCCGGCUGGACGGAGUCAACUGACGAAGGCAACCUGGAUCAUAACCUGGCCCAUUCACCUGGUGUUCCUCUUUACUAUACCGGACUGCGAGAAACCUAGAUUCAAGAAUUGGUUUCCACUUACUUUCCUUAUGUGCAUUGUAUGGAUUGGUUCCCUAUCAUAUAUUGUAGCUUGGAUGAUUACAAUUAUUGGAGACACCCUGAUGAUACCAGAUUCUGUGAUGGGUAUCACAUUCCUCGCUGCCGGUACUUCAGUGCCUGAAGCAGUGUCCAGCGUUAUAGUGGCUAAACAAGGUCACGGAUCAAUGGGAAUCAGUAACUCGAUUGGAUCGAAUACGUUCGACAUUCUUCUCUGCCUGGGCCUCCCGUGGCUGAUCAAAGCGUCUCUCACUCCAGCCGAACCAGGGAACUAUUGGGUGAAGAUAAACUCAAUGGGGCUGGAGUAUUCCGCUAUAUCGCUGCUGUCAACUCUCCUGUUGUUGUAUUUGACGUUCUGGUUCAACAAAUUCAAGUUGGACGCGGCGGUCGGCAGGGCGUGCCUCGGAAUGUACGCAAUGUUUCUCGUGCUGGCAACCCUGAUCGAGCUGAACGUGUUCUUCCCCGUGAACGUGCGCACUUGCAGGAGAAGUGAGCUAAAGUCUUAA